Molecule: messenger RNA, 476 nt
Organism: Staurois parvus
Lineage: Eukaryota; Metazoa; Chordata; Amphibia; Anura; Ranidae
Source: the annotation of a GenBank genome assembly
AUGGGCCCCUGUACCGCCUCCCCAUGCUGCUGCCAGGCCCGUAAUCUGCCAUGGGCCCCUGUACCGACUCCUCAUGCUGCUGCCAGGCCCGUAAUCUGUCAUGGGCCCCUGUACCCGCCUCCUCAUGCUGCUGCCAGGUCCAGAGUGUGUCAUGGGUCCCUGUACGGCCUCCCAUUGCUGCUGUCUCUAUCGCCACACUCUGCCAUGUGCCACUUUCAGGUCUCCUCACACUGCUGGUGGUUUCCAUUUUUGUCAUAGGGUGCUGUAUGGCCUCCCAUUGCUGCUGCCUCCACCGCCACACUGUGGCUCCACACUCUGGUUUUGGCCCCGUGACUGCCCAAAUGAGUGAAGUGUGCGGUGAUUCUAAGAUCGACGGCACUCAUCUGCAUGUCAUACUGACUGACAGUAUUAUUUCUCUUCCCCAGCAGACUCCAAGGGCAUUUAAAUUAAAGGUACAGUGUUCUGCACUAAUAUUA